UGGCAAUCCUGCCUGUGGCAGCAGGGCUGGAACCUGAUGAUCCCUGAGCUCCCUUCCGACGCCAGCCAUCCUAUGGUUCUGCGGUUCCCCAACAUUCUCUUCUCUUCUGAUUUUGCCGUCGUGACCCCUCAGCUUUCACCAUUUGUGAGGACGGAUGUCACUGAAGCGGACCUGCUGCCGUGACUCUGGCCGUUCUCAUGGUUGGCUCUUCUUUUCUUGCAGCUCUCCCUCCCCUCAUGGCUCGCCGAUCUCAAAGCUCCUCGCAGGGGGACAACCCGCUUGACCCUAACUACCUUCCCCCGCACUACAAGGAGUACUACCGCCUGGCUCUGGAUAUACUCACCGAAGAGGGCAAAGAGAGUUACGAACGCUUUCUGGCAGAGGAGGCAGCCCCUGAUUUCCUUUGCAACUCAGAGGUGGAUCACAUCCUACAGAACCUGCAGAAACCCCAGUAUGCCAAUCAGGAAGGUAACACAGACACGGCAGGGGACAACGACGUGGACGGAUCCUCCGGGACCUACUGGCCCAUGAACUCAGACCUCGCCGUCCCGGAGCUCGACCUGGGCUGGCCCAUGGUCUUUGGGUUCAGGGGAACAGAAGUAACAACCCUGGUGCAGCCGCCGCCCCCCGACAACCCCAGCAUCAAGGAAGAGGCUCGCAGGAUGAUUCGAGCUGCUCAGCAGGUGGUAGCCAUAGUCAUGGACAUUUUCACUGACGUGGAUCUGCUGUUUGAAGUGCUGGAUACUGCUGCUCGCAGAGUCCCUGUGUACAUCUUGCUCGAUGAAAUGAACUCUCAGCUUUUCCUUGAUACAGCUGCUAAAUGCAGAGUCAAUCUGAACUACGUGGAGUUCCUAAGGGUGAGAACAGUUUCUGGCCCAACCUACUACUGCCGCACGGGGAUGUCUUUCAAAGGACACGUGAAAGAGAAGUUCCUCCUGGUGGACUGCAUGGUGGUGCUGAGUGGCAACUACAGUUUCAUGUGGUCUUUUGAGAAGAUUCACAGGAGCAUUGCACACAUCUUCCAGGGGGAGCUGGUGGCCAGCUUCGAUGAAGAGUUCCGAAUUUUGUUCGCGCAGUCAGAACCUCUCGUUCCUCCAGCCAACGUCUUGGCAAAGGCAGAGAACCCAUUUGCCAUGACUCCCUUUGGCAAUAACAUGCCAUUCUUUCCUAAAAAAGCGCCCCUCAUGUUCCAGAGGGACGACAACCUUUUUCCCUCCUUUAUGGACCGAGUUGAUCCAGACAGGUACUUCCUGUCCAACUUCCGGCGCGAUGAUUUGUUACGCCACACCGUGGAGGGGUCAGCCAUGCGAAUGUACAAGAAGGUAGAGAUGGAGAAUGCUCAGAUGGACCCCGUCAGGGGUUUUCUCCGUUCCAAGCAGCUGGAGUUGGAUGCUUUUAAGAGACACAGUUUUGCAGAAGGAACGUUUGAAAAUUUUGCUUCUUCUAAGCAGUAUGCCAGGCAGAUGUUCGUGAACAAUAUGGACGAAUUUAAAAUCCAGUCUAGUCAUUUUCAGAAGGAUCAGUUCUACCAGUACCAGUUUGAACACCCCCACCUUUCUGGCAGACCCCAGGGAUUCUUUGACAGAAUACGAGGCGGUAGGCCCGGAUUCAAUGAACUGGAAGAGGGAGGACCCCUUCCCUACGGAGAGGGACCCAGAUACCCCGAACUUGAAUCCGGUUUCCCACAGGAGGGUUUCCCCUUAAGGCUGGAUUAUGUGCCUUCCAAUUCUUCCAGGGAAGUGAGACAUGGCUCUGAUCAGCUGAACCCUGCAGGCAAUGGCCCAAUGGGAAUGAUGCUAAGACGGCAGAAUAUAGGACAGAAGUUUAUUUGCCAGACUUCUCCUACGCAGAAGCAAAGCCUGGAACAGCGCCUGUUCCUGCAAGACAAAGAUGAGGACCAAGAUCAGGACAAGAACACUCAGGAAAAUAGAACAGGUUUACGCAACUGGAGGAUUUCUUCAUACCUCAGUGCAUACCAGUCAGAACCAGAAGAAGGUCUCCCAAUGCCCAUGGAAUCGGAAGCGUACAACGAUGUUCUUGGGGAUCCCCUCGCAAAGCACCCCACGGACCUCAUCCCAGCAUUCAAAUCCCCUGUGUCUUUUAAUAGCAAGUCACUGGGGGUUGAAAAUGCCAAAGAAUUUGCAGAUCCUGAGAGAGGAGGUGAAGAAACACCUAUGAUGAAACAAGACGCCUUUAGGUCCAGAAUAAAUCCCUUGAUCCAGAGGAGCUCAAGACUCAGGUCCUCUCUGAUUUUCAACGCUGCCAAGUUAGAUCAGCCUAACACGACGAUAGAGAAGGUUCAGAUGAUCCAUAAGGAGCAGGUGUCCAAUGAACUGACAAAAGACAAUGAAACUAUAAAGACAGCCACCUCGUCGAAAGUGGCAGAGCUCCUAGAGAAAUACAAAGCUGUGGGCAAAGACGCCGAGCGAGCUGCAGUCACUCACACCAAAGCCGUGUCUAGCUUUCUCCAGGAGGAGUCGCAGAGCGCCGAGAAGAAGUGUACCAAAUCCGUGCAGUAUAAGAUUCUGGAGAGUAGAGUACUGGAGUCCAAAGACCCCUGCAGCACCUACAAGAUGCACGGAGAGACUGACAGAGCGUUUGGAAUGGCUUCGUCAAGCCCCCAGCUCAUCGAUGCUCUGAGUAAAGACCCCUUAGCACACCUGGGCGCUAAAGUGGACAAAUUAUCGUCUCGGUUUUACCCUAUAGAGAAUAAACCCGCUCUGCCAGAAAAGGAGAGUCUUAUAUUUGUAGGAGAUACUCAGAAAUUGGCUCUUCCAGAAAAGAAGGAGAGAGUGACCUUCAAGGACGACGCUGAAAAAUUGGUCAGUGCAGAACUGAAGAAGCCACAGGUGAGGACGGGCACCACGUCAGUCAUCGAAAACCUGUCUAAGGGUCCAGGAUCCGACAGCUCCCUCAAUAAGUCCGAGGAAGAGUGUUCCAAACAGGAACAAAAUACAAUGGAAUUUUUGAGAAAAGGAUCCCUACGGUUGAAGCAGUUUCUGAACCCAAAAGGUGAAAAGAAACUGGAGGAGGAACCCAGUUCGGAGGUUGGCAAGUCUGACAAGCAGCCCGUGGCUCUCAAAAGAUCUUCCAUAGGCGACUGUCAGGAAAUGGUGGUGGAGGAAGAAAAAAACCACAAGUUUGCGACGCCGCUUCCUCCCAAAAGCAGCCAACCGGCGCAGGGCAGAUUUCCCUCAUCCACAGCCAACAUUCUCUACAGCAGCAAUCUCCGUGAUGACACCAAGGUGAUCCUGGAACAAAUCUCUGCUAACAGCCAGAAGAACAGAGCUGAACUGGCCAAGCAGCUGCCAUCCACCAGCAAUCCCGACCUUUCUAAGUCAACUCUGAGCCUGGAAAGGAAAGCCGAGAAGGAGAAAAGCUGCAACAUCCACAGAUCGGAGAGCUUUGGGAGCCAGAAACGAAAUCUUCAGCGGCAGCCAUCGGAGGACAGAGAUACCCUGCUGAAAAAAAUGGAGAACAUGCGGAAGGAAAAGAGGGUGUACAGCAGGUUUGAGGUCUUCUGCAAAAAGGAUGAGCAUACGAGUCAGGGCGAGGAGGAGUACGACGCGGACGCCAAAGACAAGAAGAUGGGGAAGUUCAUGCCCAAAAUCCUGGGGACCUUCAAGACCAAAAAAUGACCGUGGGAGCGCUGUUUAAUUCCGUAUCGUCACUGACUGUCAAAGCCAAUGAGGAAGACACGCUUUCAUGAUGGCUGUAAAGCUCUUUGAGGUUGGCAAGUGGGAUGUGUUCAGCAGUACUCCUGUGGCACAGAGUGCCCCUAGUAACAGGAAACCUUAUUACGGUAUAUUUAAAAUAAAGUUAUUAAAUUGCCACGA
Meleagris gallopavo (turkey) is the source of this 3836-nucleotide messenger RNA. The record is from RefSeq and is a predicted model, not a curated record. NCBI's taxonomy places the organism in Eukaryota, Metazoa, Chordata, Aves, Galliformes, Phasianidae.